AUGUCUAGUGCUGAGGUUGAUGAUGGAGGAUCUUUAGCACAUAUAACAUCUAUAUCUCGCCCUCACAGCCCUUCGAAAGAUUCCCCGCCUGUAGUCUGCGUCUUCUGUGGCUCUUCUCCUGGCACAAACCCUCAGCACAUCGCAGCCGCAAAGUCCCUAGGUGAAGCUCUUCACGCACAUGGGAUCAAUUUAGUCUAUGGUGGUGGAACUACAGGCCUGAUGGGUGAGGUAGCGCGGACUGUCGUCGCGCUUUCCGGUCCAGGAGCCGUUCACGGUGUCAUUCCAGACGCACUUAUUCAAUUCGAGCAACAGGGCCGGCCGGAGCACAAGGAUGUCCUUACAAAAGAAAGUGGGACCUCAGCACUUGACGAGAAGAUCUACGGUAGAACGACAGUUGUGCCGGAUAUGCACACAAGAAAGCAAUUAAUGGCAAAGAAGGUCAUUGAAGGGGGCCCGGGCAGCGGUUUUGUCGCUUUGAGUGGCGGGUUCGGAACAAUGGAAGAACUGAUGGAAGUCACGACAUGGAAUCUAUUAAGAAUACACGACAAGCCUGUUGUCAUGUUGAACGUGGACGGGUACUACGACGGACUUAUCACCUGGGUCAAGCGAGCGGUGACUGAUGGUUUCGUCGCGCCGGGAAAUGCAGGGAUCCUUGUGGAAGCGCUGAGCGUCGAUGAAUGUUUGCAAGCAUUGAGGGAAUAUAAGGUCUGUGAGGGACGAUUAAAGCUGGAUUGGACUCAAAAAUGA
Bacidia gigantensis is the source of this 747-nucleotide messenger RNA. RefSeq lists its product as uncharacterized. Gene Ontology annotation, cellular component: cytosol. The transcript has a single exon. Gene Ontology annotation, molecular function: hydrolase activity, hydrolyzing N-glycosyl compounds. Lineage: Eukaryota; Fungi; Ascomycota; Lecanoromycetes; Lecanorales; Ramalinaceae. Gene Ontology annotation, biological process: cytokinin biosynthetic process. The record is from RefSeq and is a predicted model, not a curated record. The coding region runs from base 1 to 747 and encodes 248 amino acids.